Molecule: messenger RNA, 1028 nt
Organism: Pocillopora verrucosa
Lineage: Eukaryota; Metazoa; Cnidaria; Anthozoa; Scleractinia; Pocilloporidae
Source: RefSeq, a predicted model, not a curated record
CUGCGAUCCGUGACGCUACCAACAUUGGAGAAAUACUUGCGAGUUUUGGUUGUUCUUGCCUCGGCAUACAAAGGUCAUCUGACGGUAGCUUCGUUACCGAAUAAACACCGAGAUGAUUAGGAAGAUUCUUAAAACAUUUGCCAAGUUGAAUUUUGGUUACACGUACUAUCCCGUACUUCAUGGUCCAAACACUGUUUCAGAUGUAAAACCAUUCGUGCUCAUGGUGAAGCGGAGGCUGAGGCCGAUAUCUCAGCAGCUGUUUGCCAAAAAGGAAUUUAUAACUAUUGCAGGACUAGAGAGUUAUAUAAAGGAGGAAAAAAGGACAAAUUUUUUGGAACUUAUUCACUCAAGAAAACGACUACAAAAUAACUUAGAGAUAAUUAGUGAAAAAGUCGAGAAUAAGGAUGAAGUGGAUUGCAAGAGAACUUUAAAAGAUCGUCUGUUAGCUCUGGAAAGCUGGAUAGACAUUGGAUUCAUAACAGCCAUGGUGGAGGGUAAUGUCAAGAUUCACUAUGAUAUGGGAGAACUGGAGCUGGGGAAAUUAGACCAAGAAUAUUUCAAAGAUCCAGAUCUGGACUAUAUACUGCAGGAAACUGAGCUUGACAAAAGAAAGAUGGCUCGUCUGGAGGAUGAGGAAUUACAUCUUAUUUACAGCGUGAUUUACAGCGAAAAAUUUCAUCUGGGAGGCAAAAUAAGUCAAGAGAUUUCAGGCUACGGUGGAGUCGCCAUACCUGGUCCUUCCUCCAAACUAGAAUCAAAACUUAAGGGUUACGUAAACAUUGGGAACAGUCCUCCCAAAAUUGUAUCGAGAAACACACGAGGUCCGCUUUAUUUCAAGCCCAUUCGCGUCAAAUAUGAUAAGAAACGGGCGAGAUUACAGCUUCUUAAAGGCAAAUUUGCCGGCAAUCAAGUGCUUUAUUUCAAACGGCCCUCUCUCGUGUCCAGAGAAUUGAAACUUCCGGCGAUCACUUUGUUAUUUAUCUAUUUAUCUACUUAUUUGUUUAUCUUAUUUUUACACGGUUGAAAUU